UGAUUUGAAACAGUCAACAUGGACUUUUCACGUCUACACACGUACACUCCUCCCCAAUUUCUGCCAGAGAACACUGGCUAUACAUAUGCACUCAGUUCAAGUUAUUCUUCAUCUGCUUUGGAUUUUGAGACUGAAAACAAAAUAGAUCCAGUAUUUGAUUCGCCAAGAAUGUCACGGCGUAGUUUACGGUUAGCUGCUGCAGGACUUAAAUCAGAUGAUGCACAAAGUGAUAUCCUUCAUGACACCUCUUAUGCCAGAAACAUGUCCUUCAGAGAUCAGUCUUCUAAGACGGUGAAGCAACGCAGAAGUAUGAAUAAACAAUCUGACAGCAUAAGACACACACCAAGGAAAAAUCUAUCCAGCUCUUCCAUUUUUAGCCAAAGCAGUUUCAAUAGCCAUGCCAGUGAUGCAUCAAUGGUAUCCACUGUAUUGGAUGAAUCUUUGAUUCGAGAGCAGACAGAAGUUGAUCAUUUCUGGGGUCUUGAUGAUGAAGGCGACCCUAAAGGUAGUGAUACUACGCUGAUGCAGGGAAAUGGCGAUAUAGCAACAGCAGAAGCGCAGAACACAAUGAUCAAUGGCUACACUUGCAGUGACUGCAGCAUGCUUUCUGAACGGAAGGAGGUUCUUACAGCAUACUCGGCUUCUCAUGUGCCAUCUUCCAGAAUUUACUCCAGGGAUAAGAGCCAGAAACAUGCAUCUAGAGGAACCUAUUUCUACAUGAGUAAGAUUCUGCGAUUGGUCAAACAUGCUGCAGCAUCUUUUGCAUCACUAUUAGUGCAACUAUUUCAAAUGGUUUUGCUGAAGCUGGGUUAUGAAUUUAAAGCUCACUCGGACUAUUGUGGAAGCAUGAAUGUAAAGGAGUUUUACAGAGAAGAUAGCCAUCUUGGUGUAAAUGAGGAAUCAAUAUGUGAUGACUGUAAGGGGAAGAAACAUCUUGAAAUAUACACCACAGACCACAUGCAAUCCUCAUGGGCUAAAAGGGUAGCAAGGACCAUUUGGCACACCUUUUCUUAUGCAGGUUACUUUAUGCUUCACAUGUUGCAAACAGUGGGAGCAACAGGAUGGCUUGUGUCUCAGAAGGUGGUGUCUCUACUUUGGCUGGCCGUUCUUUCUCCAGGGAGGGCAGCUUCUGGCAUGUUCAGGUUGCUUAGAACUGGGUGGUAUCAACUCAUUACUCUGAUGUCUUUGCUCAAGGUGUUUCUUCUUAGAAGAUGCCUUCCAAAGAUCUACAAGCUAUUACUGUUUCUUAUCCCACUCCUGUUUCUACUAGGUAUAUGGUUCUGGGGGUUUGAUGGCUUAGUUUCAUUAUUACCUUCAUUGAACUGGACAAGAAUUGACAGGAUACAGAGAAUAGAUGACUCUAUUCAUCUUCCUGAACCACAGGCUGAUUCUUUUCACUCUGUGCAAUCUCCAGAGGAUACCAUAAAUAUCUUUGAUUCUGGUCGUGUAAGUGAGCUGGAAAAGCAAAUGGCCUUCGUGUCUGACAGAUGCCAUCAUCAUGAUGAAGAAUAUAGCAAAGUGAUGCUUCUGCUCCAUAAUCUUCAAGAUCAGGUUGCCCAGAUGAGUGACAAAAGUGAAACAUUGAAGCUAAUAAAAAACGUGAUGGGUCAACAUCUUAAAGAUAUGAAACUGGAGGAGAAGACUGAUUUGCUGGCUUUACAUCAAGAACAUGAGUUGCGCAUCCUGACACUGGAAGACCUUCUUGGAAAACUCUCUGCUGAAUCCAAGGACAUCCAGAAGGAACUUGACAUAGCCAAAGCAAAAACAGUGAGAGAUGAUGAUGAACAUAGUCAACUUUGGACAAAAGUUAAACAGCUAGAACUAGAGUUAUCACGGAUGAAAUCGGAGCUGUUAACUGGGGAAAGUGUGAAGUCGAGUUGUGAGAAAAUAGAUGCCAUUCAUGAAAAAGUAGAUGCCCAGGUCAAAGAAUCUGUCAAGCUAAUGCUUUUUGGUUAUCAAGAAGAAGACUUUCCCGAAUCGCUUCUCCAAUGGCUGACAUCCAACUUUGUGAGCAAAAGUGAUCUGCAGACUUUGUUGCGGGAUCUAGAGUUGCAGAUCCUCAAGAAUAUUACUCUCCAUAUGUCUGUCACAAACCAAAAACUAACAUCUGAAGUAGUAACAAAUGCUGUGACUAAUGCAGGGAUUUCUGGAAUCACAGAAGCGCAAGCACAGAUUAUUGUAAACAAUGCACUGAAACUCUACUCUCAAGACAAGACUGGUAUGGUGGAUUUUGCCUUGGAAUCUGGAGGUGGCAGCAUUCUGAGUACUCGCUGUUCUGAAACCUAUGAGACCAAAACAGCAUUAAUUAGCCUCUUUGGAAUUCCUCUGUGGUACUUCUCUCAGUCUCCCAGAGUGGUGAUUCAGCCGGACAUGUAUCCAGGAAACUGCUGGGCUUUCAAAGGAUCACAGGGGUAUCUUGUAGUUAGACUUUCAAUGAAGAUUUAUCCAACUGCCUUUACAGUGGAACACAUACCAAAAACACUUUCACCAAGAGGAAAUAUCACCAGUGCUCCUAGGAACUUUUCAGUAUAUGGUCUAGAUGAUGAGUAUCAAGAAGAAGGCAAGCUUCUAGGGCAGUAUGUCUACAAUGAAGGAGGAGAACCACUGCAGAUGUUUCCAGUGAUGGAGAAAAGUGAAAAUGCAUUCCAAAUAGUGGAACUGAGAAUUUUUUCUAAUUGGGGACAUGCAGAAUAUACAUGCCUUUAUCGGUUCAGAGUGCAUGGGAAACCUGCUGAAUAAUCUCCUACACUACAGCUUGGGUUGGUUUUGUUGUUGUACAUUUUGUUCUCAAUUUGUAUAUACUGGAAAGCCUAGAACACUGGAAUCUUUAAAGGACGAGGAUGCAAGAUAUAUACUGCAGAACUAUUGAUCCUCUGAUAAAGGCAGAAGACUGUCAGCAGAACUGUAUAAAAAAAAAUUUUUUUAUUUGCUCUAAUGCUCAGCUUGUGAUUGCCAGUUAGCUUUAUAUUUUUGUGUCCAUGCUGAGAGAAAUAAUGCAUGCAAGCUACUCUGGUUCAUAAAGCCCAGUUGGCAAACAGGUGACACCUAUUUUAUUACAAAUGAAUGUAUAGGGUUUUUUAAAAGAAUAAACCACACUUUCUGCAA
Phaethon lepturus (White-tailed tropicbird) is the source of this 3105-nucleotide messenger RNA. RefSeq names its product Sad1 and UNC84 domain containing 1 (gene SUN1). The record is from RefSeq and is a predicted model, not a curated record. Bases 19 to 2739 code for a protein of 906 amino acids. Gene Ontology annotation, molecular function: protein-membrane adaptor activity. Gene Ontology annotation, biological process: nuclear envelope organization. Gene Ontology annotation, cellular component: meiotic nuclear membrane microtubule tethering complex; nuclear envelope. The transcript is spliced from 22 exons. Lineage: Eukaryota; Metazoa; Chordata; Aves; Phaethontiformes; Phaethontidae.